This is a messenger RNA of Culex quinquefasciatus (southern house mosquito), 553 nucleotides long. RefSeq lists its product as uncharacterized. The transcript is spliced from 3 exons. NCBI's taxonomy places the organism in Eukaryota, Metazoa, Arthropoda, Insecta, Diptera, Culicidae. The record is from RefSeq and is a predicted model, not a curated record. The coding region runs from base 137 to 349 and encodes 70 amino acids.
AGUGACUCAACAUAGCUCAAAUUCAAGUCAGUUUCGGUCAGUCGAUUCUCGGAUACCUUCGGUUGUGGACGUGUCGUACGCAGCAGUCUUCAAACCUGACUCUCACCAAACCCCUCCUCUUCAAAUAAACACAACCAUGGCAAACGUCCUGUGGUCCAUCAUCUGGCUCAUCAUUCUGAUCAUCGUCGGCUUUUGGAUUGCGUUCUUCUGCGCUGGGUGGUACGUGCUGGUUUACCCGCUGACCGUUUGCAUACCGGACGUGGCGGUCAUCUCCGAUUUCCUGCUCAAGGGGGCCCAGUUUGCGCACUAUUGCGCCAAGAAUCUGGUCGAAGGCAAUGCACUGUUCUAGGAUGGUGUUAGUUUAUAGUGUAAUUUUUUAUCAUUAACCUAUUUUAAAAGAUGUUUGUUUUCAUAUAUUUUAACGAGAGUGGUUCAUAUCAAGUGCAAAUUUUGAAGUUCGUUUAAGGAUUCUCGAACUGCAGUACGUACACACCGGAUAAGCUUUAACUCAGAAUAAAAAAUAAAACACAUGCUCUAGUUAUUAAACAAAACA